Messenger RNA from Moesziomyces aphidis, 6291 nucleotides. Lineage: Eukaryota; Fungi; Basidiomycota; Ustilaginomycetes; Ustilaginales; Ustilaginaceae. The record is from the annotation of a GenBank genome assembly.
AUGGCAUCGUACUUUCUGCCUUCCUUUCUCACCGGCUGGGAGCUGCCCUCCGUCUCAGCCUUCUCUCUCUCGGCCAAUCUGCAAAAGAGGAUCCUUUCGUAUCUCCUCAAGAGGACGCUUGGUCACUUUGUCGAUGGAGGCCAGCUCGACCCAACUCAGCUCGACGCAGGUAUUGGAAGCGGCAGGAUCGAGAUCCGCGACAUCGAACUCGAUGCAGCUGCACUGAACCAGCGCCUUGCUCACCUUCCGGUCUCCGCCGCAUCCGGCCGCAUCGCAAAGAUCCUCAUCCAGCUUCCCGUGCCCAAUUUCUGGAGCGGCGAGCUUUCUGUGCUAGUCUCCGGCAUCUCCAUACGUCUGGAGCCCUCGCUUUUCGAAGCGCCGUCCUCAGAUUCCUUCGCGGACGGCCUUGCUGCCUCCUUUGCCAGUGCGGCCAGCGAGAUACUCUUUGAAGAUGCAGAGGCAAAGGAUCUCGAAGAGUCCAUCCAUCAAUCCAUCUCUGCCGACACGCCAGCCGAUGCCCAUAAGGCCGACGACGACCAACCGGGGACUUUGAUCGCGUCAUACAUCGAGGCUCUACUCACACGACUCAAGAUCACUGUCAAUGAUGUCGACGUUGCGCUAGCUUCUGACGAUGUCGAACUUUCAAUUCGUCUCCAGAGCGCAAACGUGCAUAGCUCCAACACCCGCAGCGAACGAACCCCAGAAGAGCCGCUCAACGUCGAGGCAGAACAGUCAGAUGUCUCUAGCUCAUCAACAACAUCCCUACCAAGUCUCUUCAGCGAAACCGCGAGGACGCUUGAGUUCCACGGCCUCGAAGUGUGGCUCCAAGAUCGUCGCAACGAUGGCACCGGCGACGAACGGGAUUCUUCAUCUUCCUCAGACACAUCGCCUGAGGAUGAUUCUCAAGGGGAGGGGCGCUUGCCGACCAUGGACAUGGACCAAUCCAUAGCAUCCCUUCAAGAAUCAUCUGCCAGCCUAUACCAGAGCGCCAUCCAAGAAGACACCACGCCAGCCGGUAUCGCGGACCACGCAGACAGCAAGCGUUCGGAUCUGGGUGACAGCACUGAGCCUCGACAUCAGAUAAACCCCACGCAUCGGUUAUUCAGCAUGGGCCAAGAGCCUGUCAUCGUGACCUUAAAGACUAUCAAAGAGCGGCGACAAAUCCAGGACGCGGGCGCCUCGACCCGCCGCACGAUUCAGCGCCUCGUUCGAACCACUACCAGCGUGGACGUGCAGAUCGGCAACGUUGCCUCAAUCCUAUUCAUCGAGCAUGUAGGGCUUCUGAUGAUUCUCAUGCGACGUCUUGCGCGCAGGUAUGAACAAAGUAACGAUCUGCCAGCCUCUGCAACAGAUCAGGUCAAACCCUCGCGACUAUCUUCACGCGCAUCGUCCGGCCGAAGCAUAGACUUCAGCUGUCGUAUCAGCAGUUUGAACAUCAUACUGGGGUACGACGACGCGAUCAAGGCAAACGGCGUCACGGGUUCCAUUGACGCUUUCUGGGCGCGGCCCUCCCGUUCACACCCUGACUUCGGACACCUUCGCCUGCGAUGCGACGGUUUGGCCGUCACAUUCAAAGGUGACGUCGGCAGCCCCGCCCUUCCUUCCAAGCCACCAAGCGUCAAUGUCACCGUCGAUGAUAUUGGUGUGUUCGAGCACUUGUCCAGCAGCCUCUUCCAGCAUGCACCCCCCGAAGCAUCGCGCGUCCUUCCUAUCCUCCUACUGGAUCCGAACCUCGUUCGCGCGAGCGACUGGGAUACGGCUGCCGGCAAGCAUCCUCGCCAUGAUUACGCAAGAAGCACAGUUGAGGUCUUCGACUGGCGUUACAGCGUUCCGCAGGCGACAGCAUACCAAGCUGUUUCAAGCUCAUCUCAAGACUCUCCCCGUGCCACGCGCUUUCGUGCCUCCGAGCCGCGAUCCGCCUCGUCCCAGGCGGGGCAGACUCCUUACUACCGGGCGUCCUACGGGGAGCGUGGAUGGAAAUUGAAACCUCCGUCCAAGUCCACCAACACCUCGCCGGGCCCUGCUACGGACCCUGCGCAGCCGUACAUCAGAGUCUCUGUCACGCCAGGAUCAGCGCAAGGUGGACGGGGUAAUGUCGUCGCAUAUCUGGCUCCCGUGCAUUGCUUCGUCGAUGUGUCUCUAGUGACACGACUAUUGCCGGCGUUGCACAAAUUCGCCGGUGCCCAGAUUGCUGCUAUGCAAGCAGAAGCCAGACCAAGCCGCUUUAUGGAUGGGUCGAUCGCCACACUGGCAUCCAGUAUCGCCACACUCCAACCUUCGGGAUCGGAGCUCCUCGACGACAUGACUACCCAGUCGAACACUGUGCAGCAGGACGGAUACGAUCUCGAUGUCAAGGUCAGCUUCGUGCGCACAGAGAUCAGGACACCGCAAGUAUCCUACAGUGCUGCCGCUCUCGCUGGGCGGGACCUGCGUAGCGCGAGGCAAUUCGGGCUCGACAAGCGAGCCGGUGUUCUGGUGGUUCAGGUACAGGAUCUGGAAGUCCGUUCUGGACCAUCUCUGGAGGACAAGCCACGCCAGAACGUCCGAUUUGCUCAUCAACAGACUCGGGCGCGUCCGUCGGACAGCGAUGCGGUCGUGACCGGCUGCAUCCGCGCCAAAAAGGUCUCAGCUUUCCUCGGCCUACCUGCUGAUGCACGUGCGCUGGUACUAGUCUCGAUGGAUGCGCUCGAUGCAGACAAGGGCACGAAUGGCCCCUUUGCCGAUCCCGAUGCGGGAUCGCUUCCGCAAGUCCAAUUCUCGCGCAUCUCGAUAGGACGGCCUCCCGCAGUGGGCGCAUUGCCAAGCGACGAAGCACAGAAUCGCUGCAAGGUCAUUCUCCCUUGUGUCAAAGUCGAGCUCGGCAAGCGACAGCUCGAUUCGCUUCAGUACAUUGCAGAUGACCUCACCCAGUUGGGGAAUAUUUGGGGCACUGACGAUCCGGACGACAAUUCUGCGGAUGCUGAAGGACUCAAAAUCCUCGGCAGUCGCUUCUUUGGCAGCCGAGCCGGCAUGUCGAUCAUUUCUGCCAGCACCGACUCGACGGCAACGGCCACUGCCAGAGCCAGCAGCACCAUUUCGUUGCUUCACGCCACCAUCAUCCGCGCUUCAAUCCGCAUCUGGCUUCCGCACCUGGAUGGUGGCGAGGAGACGCUCGGAACAGGAGCAGGCAUUACGUCCAAGAGCCUCCUUUUAUUAGCCUCGGACUUUGAGGUUCUACUCAAUAGCGACAAAGUACGAAACACUACGCGCAUCGAAGCUCGCGUUCCCGAGAUGCAGCUCAGCGUAGAGGCGAGGAUCUCGGCCGACCAGACCUCGAGCUCAGUGCUGGCAGCUCGUACAGUGGAAAGAGAUCUCGACUCACGCGGCCACGACAGCAUGCUGGUGCUCGUCCUCGAAGCGUACACCGAGCCCGGCACCAGCUAUCGAGAACAGAACGUCGAGGUCGUGAUUGGCGCGGUCAAACUGUCGCCCUGCUUCGACCAGGACCUCGUUCCCAGGGUGAAGCGGCUGUUGAAAGCUCCAGCAGGCGUGUUCGAAAAUGUCGAGCCAAAUGAAGUGACGCGCAUCAGCUUCAAGGCCAAGGACUGCUCUGUAUACGUGGCUCCUCCGGACACAGCGCAGCGCGCCGUGCUGUCGAUCGACGAAGCGUCGGUCAAGACCAAGCUCACAUCGCACGCGCCCAAGACUUCCAUCAAGCUGGCCGUAGCCAACGUGGACUUUUGGGCAAUCGAGUCCGAAGCAAGUCUUGCUCCAAAGAGCUCGUCAGUACCACAAAGAGCAUCCCAGUAUUGGGUCCACCGAGGUUUCGCUCGAAUCCUGCACGUUCCAGAGUCAAAGGGCAGCAUCCAUCUUACAUCUAUGACUCGGCCGGAGGUGGACGUGAGGAUCACCAAGCUUCGCGUCAAGGUGCAGAUGGCGGCCGAUACUCUGGAGGUCAUCACGGGCAUCUCUGGCUCGAUCUCGUCCCUGUCGACGCCCUCGUCUCCCCAAGCCAACACAAAAGCACGUUCCAGAGCUUCACCGAAGUCACACGACGUCGAAGACGAGCAGCUUCACGCAGGGUCAUCAGCGUCCAGUCCAAUGACGCCAUCCGACGGCCAUUUCGCUAAGAUGGCUGAAUUGAUGUCGGGAAUCGAGGACGAUGCUUAUCGUCAUGCGGUGCCUCUGCCUGUAUCCGUGGACCUCGUGGACGACGACGUGCCGUCCGACGCCACUUUCCUCGGGGCCAAAGGACGGUACCAUCCUGAAAUCGUCGAGACGACGCUCGACGCCGACGAGUUCUUCGGUGGAGAAUCCGUCGCUUCGUUGUCGCUGGCUGCGCCUCGGACGGACACCGUCAUCUAUGCGGAUGACGAUGUCACCGUGCGUCUUCUAGACCCGAAUGGUAUUCGCCCGGUGCUUGGGUAUUUCACAGACUCUCAAUUGCGCCCGCAGGUAGAGUCUGCGCUAGGCCCAGCCGCAAGCUCGGUUCGCGUUCGCGUGAGCGACUUCGAUCUGUCGUUGCGCUUACACUCCGGUUACGACUGGGCAACGACUCGCCAGGCGGUAGAAAGCGAGGCCAAGUCGGUCAGAAGGCGGCUGCAGAAGAUCAAGCAGCUGUUGGCUGACGGGCAGGUUCCGGACGACAGCGUCGAGGCGGCGACGAGCAACCUUCUCGACUCAGUCCACAUUAGCCUACCGCAGCUUCCUUCGCAGAUGGCACCUGACGAGAUGAUGCAAGCUGUUCGAGACGAGCUGGGCGACCACUCCGACUCUGACGACGAUGACUCGGCCUCUUGGCAAACGCUGCCGGCUCCUCGAUCUGGACAGUCAUCGUUGCGACCGUCUGCUCGACCAACGACAGCUACGCCAGGCUCGGGUCGGCAUGCCAAGUUGCAGCGCUCAGCACGCUCGCUGAUCGACUUCAAUUUCCGCGGCCUCGAGGUAGAAUUCGACCAAGCCGAUCCGUCACAGCCGAGCCACAUUGCCUCGCGCAUCGCCGUCGCCGCGCGCCGCUUCGAGAUCAUCGACAACAUCCGCACCUCGACGUGGCAAACGUUCCUCACCGAGAUGCGCGACCAGAAUUCGGCCAUGCACCGUGAUGCUGCGGGUAAGAUGGUCCGGGUGGAAUUGCUGAAUGUGCGCCCGCAAGGAGGGGCAAGUGCGGAUGGUAGUGCGUUUGAAACGCCGGAGGUCCGAAUGCGCGCCAAGAUCGCCCCUCUCCGUCUUCACGUCGACCAGGACGCACUCGACUUUUUGAAGAAAUUCUUCACCUUCAAGCCGCCCGGACGCAAGACGGUGCCUGUCGAAGCGCCCGCCGGAACGGUGCUGCCGUUCAUCCAAUUCGCCGAGGUGUUGCCGAUCAAGAUCAAGCUGGACUACAAGCCGAAGCGGGUGGAUUACAACCUGCUGCGGCAGGGCAAGACGAUCGAGAUGAUGAACUUCUUCCACUUUGAAGGCUCAGAGAUGGUGCUGCGUCACAUCACCUUGCGAGGGAUCAGUGGAUGGCCGAGGCUGUUUGAUUCACUCAACGACAUAUGGACGCCGGAUGUCAAGGCGAAUCAGCUCGCAGACUUUUUGUCGGGCCUGGGUCCGAUCAGGAGUCUGGUCAAUGUCGGAGCCGGGCUGGCGGAUCUGGUGCUGCUACCGAUCGAGCAGUACCAUAAGGACGGAAGGGUGUUGAGGGGCGUUCAAAGGGGUGCGACGAGCUUUGCCAAGAGCACUGCGCUUGAGGCGGUCAAGUUGGGCGCCAGGCUGGCGACGGGGACGCAGGUGAUUCUGGAGCAGGCCGAGCAUAUCCUGGGCGGGGAACUGCCAGAGACGGUCACGGCUCGGGCGGUAGGGCCGGAGGGGGAGAAGCAGAGCUACGAAUCGCUCAGCGAAAGCAUCAUGCUCGGAUCCACUGCGGACGUGGCGGCUUCUUGGAUAGGCCAAGCAGGCGAUCGCGGCGAUGGCGAGGUUCCGGCACUCAGCAAGUACGCCAUGCAGCCCGAAGGGAUGCGCGAUGCGCUCACGCAGGCGUACAGCGGUCUCACCGAGGGACUCACCGCAGCAGCCCAAACCAUCCUCGCCAUCCCCAUGGACGUGUACGAACCCGAGACGUCCGACCGAUCCGGGCCUUCGUCCGGCGCGACAGGAAGACCCAUAGUCAAGGCAGUGCCCAUCGCCAUCCUGCGCGGCGCAAGGGGCGCCACCCACGCCAUCGCAAAGACCAUGCAGGGCGCCCAGGUCUCGCUCGGCGAUUCGGAAAACGCGCGCGAGCGAAAGUACAAGCUCCCCACCCAACGAACCGCUGCCCGCCGCCAAGGCUAG